CAGGAACUAAAACUAAAACAAUUAGAAACCCAAGUGGAAGAAGAGUCACACUAGCUUUCUUAUUCUAUUCGCUUUUCUUUCCUCUGUCGGCUAUAUAUCUGCAUCUGUAUCUGUUCCCACCCACCUAGAGCGCUACUUUCGUUUCUCAUUCCCUUCCGCAAUUCUCUGAUCUCUACUUUCGAUCUGUUCGCCUACGCCUCAUUCGACUCUGCAUCUCCGGGCCACAAUGACGGAGGAGCAGGUGCUCAAUGUGCGCGGCCAAGAACCCAAUUCAGCCGCCGAUCACGCCGCCGUCAAAGCCAACGGACUUCCUCGCGGUGUCGGUGCGUUGGAUCUCGCCGCCGACAGCAACGGUGCGGCCGAGGAGCGAGUGGACAAAAUCUGCAAGGACGCGCUGUCUAACGGUGUUGCGGAGGAAGGCUCCGAAACGGCCGCGGUUGAUGUCGUUUUGCGGGAGGGUGAAUUCGAUUGCUUAGGUAGUCGGGACGGCGCGGGAUCCGUUCGGAACGGCGUCGUGGAGAAUGGUGAUGGCAGUGCUAAUGCUGCUGCGGAGGAGUUGGCUGCGGAUCACGACGAGUAUGUUGUUGUCGGUGCUUCGGAUGUUCAAAACGGCGUCGUUGCGGAGGGCGAGGUUGGCGGUGAUGAGAAUGUGGACGUGAACGGAGUCGUGGAAUGCGGAAUUUCCGGAGAUGAAAACGGUGUCGUCGUGACUGUUGUGGAGGGAGAUGCGCAUGUGAAUCGAAGUGAUCGUGCAUUCGAAGGUGUGGUGGUGGUGGACAGAGCCGAGGACGACGAAGUGACUGCUACUGCGGAUGAGAGCGCCCAGGUAAGAAGCGAAUAA
This is a messenger RNA of Cajanus cajan (pigeon pea), 841 nucleotides long. The record is from RefSeq and is a predicted model, not a curated record. Lineage: Eukaryota; Viridiplantae; Streptophyta; Magnoliopsida; Fabales; Fabaceae.